This is a messenger RNA of Aureobasidium uvarum, 924 nucleotides long. The record is from the annotation of a GenBank genome assembly. Lineage: Eukaryota; Fungi; Ascomycota; Dothideomycetes; Dothideales; Saccotheciaceae.
AUGGCAUCUCGCAAGGAAAUCAUCAACAAGAUCUACAAGAUCCUCGGUCGCGUGGCCGUCAUUGGCGGUAGCGAGGACUACACCGGUGCCCCCUACUUCUCCGGCAUGGCCUCUGCAAAGCUCGGUGCCGACAUGUCACACGUCAUCUGCGAACCCGGCGCCGGCCAGGUCAUCAAGACCUACUCGCCCAACCUCAUGGUCCACCCAUACAUGCGUCAGAGCAAGAACAUGAAGGAGGGUGAGACCAUCGACAACAUCUCAAAGACCGUCACCGACAUGCUGUCCCGUCUCCACGUCGUUGUCAUUGGCCCCGGUCUCGGCCGCGACGAGGCCAUGCAAGAGACCUGCGCUCGUGUCAUCACCGAGGCCCGCAAGCAGGGCAUCCCCUUCAUUGUCGAUGCCGAUGGUCUUUUCAUCAUCCAGAACAGACCAGAGUUGGUCGAGGGCUGCACCGAGUGUAUCCUCACACCCAACGUCGUCGAGUUUGGCCGUCUGGCAAAGGCAAAGGGCAUUGACGCCACCGGUGACCCUACAAAACUGUGCGAGGAGCUGGCCAAGGCAUUCGGUGGUCCCACCAUCAUCCAGAAGGGCGCCAAGGACUACAUCUCCAACGGCAAGGUCACCUUUGUCAACGACAACGAGGGUGGUCUCAAGCGUUCCGGAGGUCAAGGCGACACCCUGACCGGCUCCCUCGCCACUCUUCUCGCUUACAGAAAGGCCUACCACGACAAGCUCUGGGAGCACGAAAACGACCUGUCCGAGCCCGAGACUCUGGCUCUGGUCGCUUUCGGUGGCUCUGCCAUCACCAGAGAGUGCUCCCGUCUCGCAUACAAGGAGAAGGGUCGUUCGCUGCAGGCUGGCGAUUUGACCGAGCACGUCCACACUGCUUUCCUCAACACCAUUGGCGAAAAGACAAAGAUUUGA